AUGGAUGUAGAUAUCACGACUGUACUUCGAAGAAAACCUAAUGUGCUGCCAAAAGAGUCUCCAAAGGACAUCAAGAAGAUGAAGCUCGAAAUGAUUGAGAAGGAAAAUUGGAGUGUGAUGUUUCAACAAAGUGCUAAAGAUGAUUCAAAUGUUCAGAAGUGUUUCUUCUCCCAUCCAGACAAAUAUAUUUACUCCACUUCCUGCUUGAACUAUAUUCUGGGGUUAAUCUGGCAAUGUAAAGUGAACGACGCUGCAAAUGAGAAAUGCUUCUCCGACAUGGUUAGAUGAACUUGCCCCGAUUAUGGCCUCCUGUACUGCUCCUUCUCACUUCGACAAACCCUUUCUCUUCUUCUCGGUUCUCGACGUCGACAGCUUCUCCCACCUCCGACGUUUCUCUUGGUGUUGGCGCCUCCCAGCUCUGACCUCCGUCUAGCCCUGCCCCACCGUCCAACGCUUUCCAGCGUCACCCAGCCGAUGGAGCCCCUCAUCUCCAGCAAUCUCACCUCGCCUGCCCUUGCCAGCAACAUUAGGUCUGGUGACCUAGACCGAGAAAACUCAGAGGCUUCGGAGGAGUGGUGGCACUACUCAAAUCCCAGUGACGGAAGGAAACUCUCUAUCACAGCAACAGAAAUCGGAGACUGGAAUGGGAGAAAGAGAAAUAGAAAUCGAGAAAUCGACUUAUACAGUAAAUGGGGAAGAAUCGAUGAUGCACGCAACAUGUUUGAUAAAAUGCCUCAUCCGCCACUGGAACAAAACUGUACGGACAAUUCCAAUCUCUCGCAAGAAAGAAGAAAGAAGCAGCAAGCGAUCACUUUUGAUCGAGAAGGAAAGAAAAUUGAAGCAAGGUACAGCAAGAGUCUAAGCAAGAUAGAGGAAGAUUGA
This is a messenger RNA of Lactuca saligna, 882 nucleotides long. The record is from the annotation of a GenBank genome assembly. Lineage: Eukaryota; Viridiplantae; Streptophyta; Magnoliopsida; Asterales; Asteraceae.